UUGACAGCUCCCACCAUUGCCAAUUGUGUCCAGCAUGCUGCCCGCGACACCAAUUUCUUGUAACUUGGGAGUGAACGAAAUACCACCGAUGUGAUUUCCACAUCCAAGAACUGAAGACUUCGUAUGUGAUACUGCGACAGUACCCCCAAAAGACGAAGUGAAUUGCUUUUGUGCGUUUGAAACCUGGAACUGGAACUUCUCAAAGGGUUACGGCGUUUUAUUUGAAGAGAACCGAAGAUUUUGAUCCUAACGUUACUUCUCUUAAGAUGGGAGCACAUUCAUUGAUAUUUUGUAUGUUUGCAACCUUAACGUGCUUAAGUCUGGAAAGCCCCCCAAACUGCGAUGAAGUACGCAAAGUUUUUCAACAGAGACAGAUCGGACCGGUGCAAUCCUUACCUGACAAACCGCGGAAAGGUAAUGACCUCCAGGUGUGCACGUCCAGGAAUCUGACCUGCUGCACCAAGAAGAUGGAGGAACGCUACCAGGUGGCCGCUCGCCGCGACAUCCAGAACCUUCUCCAGAUGUCCAGCUCCCCGCUGAAGUUCCUCAUCUCACGGAACGUGGCCGUGUUUCAAGACACUUUUGAGAACGUGAUGCUGCAGGCGGAGAACUACACCUCUUCCGUGCUCCUGAGCACGUACCGUGACGUGGCCACCGAGGCCUCGGGCGCCGUGAGCGAGCUCUUCACCGACAUCAGCCUGUUCGUGCUGGGCUCGGAGCUGAGCGUGGACGAGCUGGUGCAGCGCUUCUUCGACGCGCUCUUCCCGCUCGUCUACAACCGCCUCAUCAACCCGGGCCUGGCGCCCAUCUCCCGGGCCUACGCCGAGUGCGUGCGCUCCGCCCGCCGCAAUCUGCCCGCCCCGUUCGGCGGCGCCCCGGCCCAGCUGGCCGCGCAGGUCGGCCGCGCCGCCGUCCCGGCCCGCGUCUUCCUCCAGGCGCUGCACCUGGGCGUGGAGGUGAUCAACACCACCGACCACCUGCAGCUGAGCCGCGAGUGCAAGCGGGGGCUGCUCAAGAUGAGCUACUGCCCCCACUGCCAGGGCCUGACCCAGAGCCGCCCGUGCAUGGGCUACUGCCUGAACGUGCUGCGCGGCUGCCUGGCCAGCCUGGCCGAGGUGGACGCCCACUGGCUGGAGUUUGUGCGCUCGCUGGAGGAGCUGUCUGGCAGGAUGCACGGCACGCAGGACCUGGAGCAGGUGCUGUUGGGCGCGCACGCCCUGGUGCAGGAGGCCGUGGCGCACGCACAGAAGAAUGGCCCGCGCCUCUCCACACAAGUGCACAGGAUCUGUGGGCACCCCAGCAGGGGGGAGGCCCAGGCGGGCAGCGCGCAGAUGGGUGGUGGCGGCGGCAGAGACUCUAUCCCGCUCCGAGCUUCACCUCGAGAUAUCGACACCUCUCUCGCCAACAGGAGGAAGGAGUUUAUAAACAGCCUGCGCUUGUAUCGCACAUUCUACGGUGGCCUGGCGGACCAGCUCUGCAUGAGCGAGCUCGCCUCUGGAGAUGGCCUGGCCUGCUGGAACGGAGCCGAUGUGGUCAAAAGCUAUACUCUUCGCGUGGUGGGCAAUGGGAUUAAGGCUCAGACAGUAAAUCCCGAAGUCAAAGUGAAAGGAUUGGACCCGGUCAUAAAUCAGAUCAUCGAUAAACUGAAGCACAUCAAUCAGCUCCUACAAGGGAAGUCGAUCCCAAAGUUUGGGACUCUGGACGAGAUCGAGACAGGAAGUGGAGACCGAGAGGGCCGAUACAGCGGUGACUGCGACGAUGAGGAUGGUUGCUGGGGCUCUGGGAAUGGAGACGUCAAGAGGACAGUCCAGAGGGUCUCUAAAUUGACACCAGAAAAGACCAACAGUCACCGGCAUCACCACACGAAGACGGAGGACUUUGAGAACGGCGCUUCAGCCGGCUCGAGAGUUGGAACUCUAGGGGCCUGUCUGGCCCUGAUUUGGACUUGUGCACUGACAGUGUUGUCAUGGUAAUGUCACUCAAAAAGACUGCAGUCCACCCCUCCACCCUCCACCCGACCCCACCCCCCUCCAAAAGACUGAUAAUUUCUUUUCUUUCAUCUUCUCGGGAGUAUACAUAGAUAAAGAAAGAAAGAAAGAAAGAAAUAUAUUAAAUAAAGCAAGCUGCAUACUUUGGUGAACGGGUCAGGGGAAAGAGAAGAGUUCCUCAGUGGGGGCUCCUCAAAGCUGAGGAUCUGUAUGGUGAUGGCGUGUAUCGACAGGUCAUGAAAGACCAAUCUGGACGAAGAGUAACUGUGUUGCAAGGAUGUGUACAGAAGCAAGAAGAAGGAAGUCCUCCAGAAACGCAAGCCCCUUUUAUCCGCCAAUGAGUUUCAUCUGUACUGAGACCAAUACGAAGAGAUCCUGUGUGAAAAACUGACAGCUUCACUCACUGCCGGGAUUUAAACCAACGCCCCCCCCCCCCCC
Molecule: messenger RNA, 2426 nt
Organism: Clupea harengus (Atlantic herring)
Lineage: Eukaryota; Metazoa; Chordata; Actinopteri; Clupeiformes; Clupeidae
Gene: gpc5a
Product: glypican 5a
Biological process (GO): positive regulation of canonical Wnt signaling pathway; cell migration; regulation of protein localization to membrane
Cellular component (GO): cell surface; extracellular region; plasma membrane
Source: RefSeq, a predicted model, not a curated record